GAAGCCUAGAGGUCGCAAAUAUCCAGUUAACACCUAAAGAAACGUCGAGAGGUGCUAUUUUGUUCUUGAAAUAAAACUGUCAUUAACUUAAGUUGAACUUUGUUCAGAAGUCAUCAGUUUUACUUUUAAUUGAUAAUGCCUGUUACAAUUAUUCACGAAGAUGCAAGGUUUCAAGCAGAGCUUUCUACUGCUGGAAGCAAGUUGGUGGUUGUGGAUUUUACUGCAAGCUGGUGUGUUCCAUGCCAAAGAAUAGCACCUGUUUUUGAAGAACUUAGCAACAAGUAUACCCUAGCUAUCUUCCUGAAAGUGGAUGUUGACCAGUGUCCAGAUGCAGCAGCAUUUCAAGGUGUCACUGCUAUGCCUACUUUCAUUUUCUUCAGAAGUAAAGUGAAACUUGCUCAGAUUCAAGGGGCAGAUCCACAAGCUCUAGAGAACAAAAUAAAGGAGCUAGUGGGCUCAGAAAUAGAUGAUUUAGAAGGUGUUGUUCCUGGUCACGUUGACUUAUCUUCAUUCAUCACUAAAUCAUUAUGUGAAUGUCUAAAUGAAUCGGAUGAAAACACCCUCACUGAAUGUCUUUCAUCAGGAGAUGGAUUUCUUGAGUCAGAUGUUGAUGAGCAGCUUAUAAUGAGUUUUGGAUUCAACCAGACUGUAAAACUGCAUUCUUUGAAGAUUCAGGCACCAAAAGAUAGUGGACCAAAGAAUAUAAAACUUUUCAUCAAUCAACCUCGUACAUUAGACUUUGACCAAGCAGAUAACAUGGAACCAGUUCAAGCAAUAGAGAUUCAACCCAAAGACCUAGAUGAUGGAAGCAUCAUUCCUUUAAGAUAUGUCAAGUUUCAACAUGUGCAGAACCUUCAAAUUUUUGUGAAGGAUAAUCAAGAAGGAACAGAAAGGACUAGAAUAGAUCAUUUGGCAAUUUAUGGGAGCCCCAUCUGCACAACAAAUAUGGGGGAAUUCAAACGGGUAGCAGGAAAGAAGGGAGAGAGUCAUUGAUAUCUGGGUAACAAGAAAUAGUUCUUUAAAAUCCUAAUUAAUAAACACACUCUUUAAAAACUGUUUCCAGACCACUUGAACACUCUUUAUACAUCGUGGUUUCUUGCAACAAGUAUUAUGUCUAAAUGAUAUGAUAUUGCCAAAGUUUUCAGAGAAACAUGUUAGAAAGCCUUUUACGAUAGAUUAGUUAUUACCAAUGAACCAUGUAUAGUUAUUUUCAAAGAUAUUGCUUUGCUUUUAGAGUUAAUAUAGUUUUUUUACACCAUUAGUGACUUUCUUGAAAUAGUUAUAAAAAUGCAUUUUUCCUGUGAAUGAUAUGAAAGAAUUGUGUAUUAUUUCAUCAGAUUCAAACUUUAUUUAACCUGCCAACUUUGAAAAUAAUGUACACCAUGCAGAAAUUUUAUCAAUAGCUUUGUUUUCAAAUAAAACAGAUUCCACUAAAGGUUUAUUUAUGAAUGCAGUUACCGGUAAACCGUAAAUGUUAAUGAUUUCAAUUAGAAAUUAAUAUGGAAUUAGAAUGACUGUUUUCUUUACAAAUGAAAAUAAAAACUUACUAUAGUCCAGA
Molecule: messenger RNA, 1558 nt
Organism: Limulus polyphemus (Atlantic horseshoe crab)
Lineage: Eukaryota; Metazoa; Arthropoda; Merostomata; Xiphosura; Limulidae
Gene: Txl
Product: thioredoxin-like protein 1
Exons: 8
Coding region: 136-993 (285 amino acids)
Source: RefSeq, a predicted model, not a curated record